AAUUCACUCGUCACUCCCCCUCUCCCCUCACCCGCGCGCGAGAGGCGCUCGCCGCUCGCAGCCACUGCUCUCCUCUUCCCCAUUUCUCGGAGAACAGUCGCCGGCGACGCCUCCUCGCGCGUCCCCCUCUGCAAGUCGCCGCAAACCGCGAGAACAGCCGCCGCAACCCGUGAGAAAUUCGCAAGUCCCCCUCCGCAAGGCGUCCCCUCCGCUGGCGCUGCCCGCCGAGACGUCGACGAGGAUCGUUUGUACCAUAAGAUCGAUCGAUUCAUUCUCAGUCAAUCUCAGUGGCGGGAAGAGUGGCCAUCAUUUCCCGCCCGAAACUGAUGAGAUCCCUAAUCCGGCAAAUCCCGAUCCACGAAGCCUGACUCUUCUUCUACGUCGGCGAUUCAGGGAAGUGACGAAGUCAACGACGCUGCUCCUAUCCUCUCGGCGUCGUGGUCACCAAAACGAGCAAAUCCUGUGAUCUGAGACAAUCCUUGCUGAUUUCUUUGCUUCCACGGCGUGAUGGUUCCGAAAGAGUCCAACCCUAGCAGAAAGCGAUCGAGUCCCGGUGGCUACAGUGAGAGCCCUUGCAAGGCUCCAUCCCCCGGCAAAUGGCGAUCGCCGCGCAGAUGUAACGGCAAUAGGGACGAAGUUAGAAGUGUCGGAGAGAACGGCAAUCUUUCCAAUGGUGAUCUGAUAGGUUCGCCUAAAUCUCCCAGAAAAGAACUCUUUCGCAAUUCCAAUCAGCAACUCAAGUGGAACCCUAGAGAUCCUGCACAAAUGCAAACUGUGAAGCAUGCUUUACAUGUGGCAACACCACCAGCAAUUGUUGUUUGCCGUGAAAAGGAGCAGAAGAAUAUUCUUGAAUUUUGCAAAUCCUGUUUCCAACAAAGUAAAGCUGGCAGCCUCUAUGUAUGUGGAUGUCCAGGAACCGGAAAGACACUAUCAAUUGGCAAGGUGAAAGAGUAUUUCCUUGGGUGGUCGAAAGAGGUAGGAGUUCCGUCACCUGAUGUAUUAACCAUUAACUGCACUUCUCUCACUAGCACAUCAGAAAUUUUCAGCCAGAUGCUUGUGAAGUUUGAACUGUCGAAGGGGAAAGCCACUAAUACUUCACCUCUCCAGCAUCUUCAGGAUAUAUUUUCUCAGAAAAAGCACCAAUCAGGAAGAAUGCUGUUAAUGAUUGCUGACGAGAUGGAUUACUUAAUAACUAGGGAUCAUGCGGUUCUUCAUGAUCUUUUCAUGCUUACAACUUUACCUUUUUCUAGAUUCAUACUCAUAGGAAUAGCAAAUGCAAUUGACUUGGCAGAUCGCUUUCUUCAGAAACUAGAAGCAUUAAAUUGCAAACCUGUUGUCAUAACUUUCCGUGCUUAUUCUAAAGACCAGAUACUCAAGAUUCUUCAGCAGAGAAUUAUGGCUCUUGGGUAUGAUGUAUUCCAGCCAGCAGCACUUGAAUAUUGUGCACGAAAAGUUGCAGCAACAUCAGGAGAUAUUAGAAAAGCACUAGAUAUUUGCAGGUGUGCUAUUGAGGUGCUUGAAGCAGAGUUAAAAGGUUCUGUGACAAACAAAGAAACAGAAAAGGUCUCAUUUCAUCACAUUGAAACUGCUAUAUCAAGGUCAUUCAAGUCACCCGUGGUGGACAUCAUACAAUCUCUUCCACAACAUCAACAAGUAAUUUUGUGCUCCUUUGUCAGACUCUCUCAGCAUUGUAAGAAGAAUGCUACUACUCUAGCAGAGCUCAACCGAUCCUACUCUGAAAUUUGUAAAUCAACUCAAAUUCGUCCAGUUGGCAUGAUGGACUUUGCAAGCUUGUGCACUGCACUAAAUGAUCAGGGGCUUCUGGAGAUCGCACAAUCUCGUGGAGACAAAUCAAAGAAAAUCAAACUAAAAGUCGAUAGCUCAGACAUCACUUUUGCAUUGAAGGGCAUACGUUUUUUCCAGAAUUGCUGGUGUGACGAUUGAUCAUUGAUGAAGUUGAACAAUCCUGAUAAGUUACAGCCUCCUGAGUAAAGAUGAACUCAGUUCAUGUUCAUGUUUUCUUUUUCAAGGGUAAAGGAAGGCCAAAGACAAGGGGUUCUUCCAUCAACAGCCAGUUUCAUUUGGCACUGAAGUAGCAAACCAUCAAAUGCUCUGCCUUGGCAGCAACAAUUCUUUAUGUAUUGAUCAACUCAGAAACUUGUUUGUAAGGUUGGAAUUCUCAAAACAAAAUUUUCUAACUAAAAAAUAGGUGUCAGAUAAUUUAGAAAGAAUAUUUGUCCAUUUGGUUCCGUUGGAUUGGUGAAUGUUUCCAAUUGGUAGAGUUCUUGGUAAAACAUUGUUGGUAGUAGUGUUUUUAGUCAUUGGAUUGCUACUUAUUUAGUUCUUAUUUAUUUUUUAAAAAAUUAUGCAUCUUUUUUCUAUUAA
Molecule: messenger RNA, 2385 nt
Organism: Zingiber officinale
Lineage: Eukaryota; Viridiplantae; Streptophyta; Magnoliopsida; Zingiberales; Zingiberaceae
Product: cell division control protein 6 homolog
Exons: 16
Coding region: 508-1944 (478 amino acids)
Biological process (GO): cell division; mitotic DNA replication checkpoint signaling; DNA replication initiation
Cellular component (GO): nucleus
Molecular function (GO): DNA replication origin binding; ATP hydrolysis activity
Source: RefSeq, a predicted model, not a curated record